Molecule: messenger RNA, 1257 nt
Organism: Ornithodoros turicata
Lineage: Eukaryota; Metazoa; Arthropoda; Arachnida; Ixodida; Argasidae
Exons: 9
Coding region: 1-1188 (395 amino acids)
Biological process (GO): negative regulation of DNA-templated transcription
Molecular function (GO): DNA binding
Source: RefSeq, a predicted model, not a curated record
AUGUACGCCCUUGUCCGUUACUUAAACCAGUUUGAUAGCACUUUGCAUGCCAUUAAUGCGGACAACAUCGUGAAUUUCAACCCCAAAGACGACGACGAUUUUGACAAUAAAGCAACCUACGACGCAUGGAAGCCGGGCACCAGCGACGUCUGUCCUGUUCAAAUUCUGCUUUUGGCACGAACAGAGGCUGAGCUUGAAAGAAAGAAGACGUCCAAACGUGUGUUUGUGCCAAAGCUCAACACGUCACAAUGUGAAAGUGCCGCCGCGCCAAUUUCACAAAAGCAGAAAAUUCGACAGGAGGAAAAGAAAAAAAGGCAGAAACAGACGACGUCAACACGAAAGGAGUAUGAGAACAUCAUAGAUAAGCAUCUGCAGAACGCAAAAAAGGAAGCCGCCCAAGCCCAUGGGGUGAGAAGAAAAAGACACAGAGACACGGACGAUUUCUCCGAGUCGGAGGUGUCAGACUCCGAGUGUAUUGUGUCAGCAGCCGAGGUAAAGAAAGCUAACGAAGAGGCCACGUACUGGCAGCGGCUUUGUGAAAAGAAUCUGUGGGAGCUAAAAACCAAGCUUGGACGAAUUGAAAAGAUUGUGGAGGAAGUGCUGGUGACGGUCCAGGCAGCGGGGUUCGACGAAAAGCUGUUUGGUAGGCAGUCGUCAACACCAGUGCACGAGCCACCCCAAGAAAUACCAGGUCCUGUGGCUUCCCCUCCCACAACGGAGCCCUUGUCUGUCACACCUUGUAGUCUUACAUCAGACCCUUCUAGCACAGACUUGGAGCCAUUCACAAAAAUCGACGACAAACAUUUCCACCUUAAGGAUGGGGUAGUUGUGUCACAUGUUCUGGCAGAUAAACUUAAGAAAAUCAAGAAACCCACGGUGGUUAUCCGCGAAACAGCACAGGCCAUAUGGGGAACAGAAAAGUUGAAAGAGAGGAGCUAUGGAGGGCGGCUGGCACCUAAAGAUAAAAGAGACAACUCGAAGCAGCCACGGAAGGAGCUUACUCCUCACAAGGUUGGCGUGGUUGUAGCAACGUUGAAUCACUGGAGAGAUUCCAACAGCAUGGCUGACCCCACGUGGGAGCAAAGAAAUGGAGCAGCGGUGGACACUGCACUGUCGAACAUCUCGACAAUCCUCUCAUCCAAGAUACAAGAUGCACGAAGGCCACCAAAGAUGACUCUACAGCUCUAAGUCACAAGCUUUUUCUUCAUUUUGUAUGUGCGGCAUCCCAAUGAACAUGAACAUGAUGGUAGCGCGUGG